Caenorhabditis elegans is the source of this 1594-nucleotide messenger RNA. RefSeq names its product Putative cytochrome P450 CYP13A8 (gene cyp-13A8). NCBI's taxonomy places the organism in Eukaryota, Metazoa, Nematoda, Chromadorea, Rhabditida, Rhabditidae. The transcript is spliced from 7 exons. Gene Ontology annotation, molecular function: oxidoreductase activity, acting on paired donors, with incorporation or reduction of molecular oxygen; heme binding; monooxygenase activity. The coding region runs from base 38 to 1567 and encodes 509 amino acids. The record is from RefSeq and is marked reviewed.
GAAGCUUUAUAAAUUCAGCAUUUUCAACGUCUGAAAAAUGAUUUUCGAGCUCAUCCUAAUUUCAAUUGUUACCUACUAUUUCUGGCAUUGGACUUUCUGGAAGCGACGUGGAUUGCCAGGCCCUUGGGGAGUUCCGAUUUUCGGAAAAGCUGGAGCUAUGCUGGAGGAUAGUUUCCCACCGGGUUACACUCUUCAAAAAUGGACAAAGGAAUAUGGAAAAAUUUAUGGAUUCACUGAAGGAAUGCAGAAAGUCAUGGUGAUUUCAGAUCCUGAUUUGGUUCAGGAAAUCCUUGUGAAACAGUACGAUAAUUUUUAUGGAAGAAAGCAUAAUCCAGUUCAAGGAGAUCCAGAUAAGGAUAAGGAUAUUCAUAUUGUUGGAGCUCAAGGUUUUAGAUGGAAACGUCUCCGAACAAUCACGGCACCUGCAUUUUCAAAUGGCAGUAUCAAAAAAGUAUUGACUACAAUGGAAGAUAGCACACAGGAGCUUAUGAAAAAAUUAAGAGAAGAAUCAGAGAAUGGAAAAGCAGUCAAUAUGCAUCUUUUCUACCAGGAGUACACCUUUGACGUGAUCUCCAGAGUUGCCAUGGGACAACCCGACUCCCAAAUGUUUAAAAAUCCAUUAUUAAAGGAUGUUAAAGGGUUCUUCGAGCACAACCGCUGGCAGAUCUGGAUGUUCAGUGGAGGAUUUCCAUUUGCUGUGUCUUUUCUCAAAUGGUUGUUCAUUAAAGUAGGCAAGUUCGGAGCUGGUCCCUUUAUUGUCGUGCAAAAAUCGGUAACGGACGCAGUGAUGUCCCGGAUUGCUCAACGAGAAGCCGAUAAGAAACAUGGAGUUGAGCCAGGAGAGGCCGCUGAUUAUAUUGAUAUGUUUUUGAAUGCAAGAGCCGAAGUUGAACAUUUUGGUGAAAGCAAUGACGAAUUCCAUAAAUCAUCCUCCUAUAAUAACCGACAACUGACCACUCAAGAAAUCAUUAGCCAGUGCUUUGUAUUUUUAGUUGCUGGAUUUGAUACUACAGCCAUUUCCCUUUCCUAUGUUACAUACUUCUUGGCAUUGAAUCCAAAAAUUCAGAGCAAGUUACAAGACGAAGUAGACAAAGAAUGUCCAAAUGAUGAGAUCACAUUUGAUCAGCUUUCAAAAUUGAAAUAUAUGGAUAAUGUGAUCAAGGAGUCAUUAAGAUUGUUCCCAUUUGCUUCUUUUGCAAACUCCCGCCGAUGCAUGAGAAAUACGGUUAUCGGAGAGCAAAUUGUAGAAGCUGGUGUUGAUGUGAUGAUCGACACCUGGACUCUUCACCAUGACAAAAAUGUAUGGGGAAAUGACGUAGAAGAGUUCAAGCCUGAAAGAUGGGACUCUCCAUUAACUCCUCAACAAGCAUACCUCUCAUUUGGUGCUGGACCCAGAGUAUGUCUCGGAAUGCGGUUUGCACUUUUGGAGCAGAAAGGAUUAUUGUCACAUAUACUCAAAAAAUAUACUUUCGAGACAAAUGCGAAGACACAGCUUCCGAUUAAAUUAGUAGGCCGAGCAACUGCAAGGCCUGAAAACUUGUUCUUGUCAUUGAAGCCGAGAGUUUGAUUAUAAUAUACCUUUCCUAAUCCCUCC